CUCGGACGUGAGUCAUGGGUGAGCGAAAUAUUGCUGCUGUCAGCGCGAUAUCUUUGGCUAUUCUCGUUGUACGCUCGACGAGUUCACCGUACGAAUGCGGACCAUACUGUCCCCCUGAGAACACAACCAUGAAUUCAUGCGUGACUACCUGCCCGAACGAUGACAAACCUUUCGAUCCUUUUAACGUCAAAGAGGCGUGGUUCAAGAACGGGACACCAUGCUGGAGGAACGAAACGGGAAUUGCAUGUGUAGGCAUGUGCUGUGGUGGAGAAUGCGAACUGUCAAGCGCAUGUGAAAAUGAUUUGAAUGAAUGUCCACAAAAUGAUUCAGAAUCUUCAGAAAAAUAAAGAUAAGUAAUGACGAGGUGGUUCAGCGCAGAACUGAAAAAUUUUUGUACUACAAGCGGUCAUUUCAUACUUUUGUGAUUCCUCAAAUAAAAAAUA
Dermacentor silvarum is the source of this 443-nucleotide messenger RNA. RefSeq lists its product as uncharacterized. Lineage: Eukaryota; Metazoa; Arthropoda; Arachnida; Ixodida; Ixodidae. The transcript is spliced from 4 exons. The record is from RefSeq and is a predicted model, not a curated record. The coding region runs from base 15 to 347 and encodes 110 amino acids.